AUGGCCCCCAAAGCUCACCCAAAAUAUACACCAAUUCAGUCGUUUAUAGACUCCUCAUUCUUUACAAAGCUUGCUGAACUAAAAUUGGACAAGUUCAAGCUAGAUGCAUCUAGUCAGAAAGUGUGGGGGUUCCAACUACAAACUCAAAACUUGAACAAAUUCAAUGACACACCCACCAUUCAUUUGGAUGAUCAGAGUUUUUCCAACGGAAAGCCAAUUAAAGAGGAUAACCGAGUUUUAAGUGGUGAAUUGAUAAAUGUAAACACCAUUGAGGAGUUCAAGAAUACUAAUAAACAAGAUCUUUUGAAGCUGUGGGGGCAGCAAAUACAAGAGAGAAUAGCCAAGGCAAAGACAUUUGAUUUGGGAACGUUUAAUCAGUUCUAUGUAUGGAGCUACUCGGAUUUGAAAAAGUACAAGUUUUACUACUGGGUGGCGUUUCCAAUAUUGGGCAGUGAAUGGAAUCUCGAAAAAGAAGGUGCAGUGGAGGAGGAAACGUUGCAAUUGCUCGAACGUGAUGUUUCUGGUCAGUUUUUCCAGAUUGAUAAUAAUGUAUUGUUUGAUGCAGCCGACCAGAGGAAAUCCCACACGUUUGUCUAUUAUGAUGCGUGUGUCACUCAUGAACGUAGACCGUCGAUUCAAGUUAAAAACUAUCUUUUCCACCUAGCACAAGUAGGCUUUGAAAAGAUUGAUUUGAUUGUAUACAGAAAACAAGGUGCGUUCAAACAAACCCUUUCCCUAGUGUCACUACAAAACCCACCAAAGGUGACAGGGUGGGAGCGAACUAGCCAAGGAAAAUUGAGUCCGAAAUUAGCCGACUUGGGUCUGUUGAUCAACCCAUUAGAGCUUGCAAGCCAGGCUGUGGAGCUAAAUCUAAAGCUAAUGAAAUGGAGGAUAGCACCGCAACUAGAUCUUGAUAUCAUAAAAAAACAGAGUGUGUUACUUCUAGGUGCAGGUACAUUGGGAAGCUACGUGGGGAGGGCGUUACUAGGUUGGGGAUUCAGAAACAUAACAUUUGUGGACAAUGGAAGGGUCUCAUACUCAAAUCCUGUACGUCAGCUGCUUUUCAAUUUCGAGGACUGUUUCAGUGAUGGUGGACAAGGGGAACAUAAAGCUCAAAGAGCGGCUGAAAAUUUGAAAAAGGUAUAUCCUGGUGUUGUUGCAAAGGGAGUUUGCUUGGAAGUGCCAAUGAUUGGACAUCCAGUUACAGACGAUGAGAACCAAAAGGCGUCGUUCGAGCUGUUGGAAGAUUUGAUUGAAAAGAAUGAUGUUGUGUUUUUAUUAAUGGACUCUAGGGAAUCAAGGUGGCUCCCAACUGUUAUUGGAACUGCCAAGGACAAGAUAGUCAUCAAUGCGGCAUUAGGAUUUGACAGUUUUUUGGUUAUGAGGCAUGGCAGUAUCACUCAACAAAAAGCAGAUCGAUUAGGUUGUUAUUUUUGCAAUGACGUUGUUGCUCCUGAUGACAGUUUAAGCGACCGUACAUUAGAUCAAAUGUGCACAGUAACACGCCCAGGAGGUGCGUUGAUGGCCUCAUCGUUGUCUGUGGAGUUGCUAGUUUCUAUUUUGCAACAACCAGAUAAACAUAGAGCAAAGAAAAAUGACACGACAACUUUUGGUACCACGCCGCAUCAAAUAAGGGGGUUUUUGAACAACUUUUCUCAAACAACAUGGUAUGCUCCUGCUUACACCCACUGUUCGGCAUGUUCUGAACGCGUCAUCACUGAGUACAAUGUGAAUAAGUGGGAUUUUGUUAAGCGAUGCAUGAACGAGCAGGGGUACUUAGAGGAUCUCUGUGGGUUGAAGAAAGUACAGGAAGAGGCAGAGUUGGCCAUAGCAGCCAUGAACAUUCUGGAAGUUGAAGAUGAUGAAGAUCUGGAAUGGUUAGAGUAA
Molecule: messenger RNA, 1887 nt
Organism: Lodderomyces theae
Lineage: Eukaryota; Fungi; Ascomycota; Pichiomycetes; Serinales; Debaryomycetaceae
Gene: APG7
Product: Apg7p
Exons: 1
Coding region: 1-1887 (628 amino acids)
Biological process (GO): autophagy of mitochondrion; autophagosome assembly; cellular response to nitrogen starvation
Cellular component (GO): cytoplasm; phagophore assembly site
Molecular function (GO): Atg12 activating enzyme activity; Atg8 activating enzyme activity
Source: RefSeq, a predicted model, not a curated record